Messenger RNA from Clarias gariepinus (North African catfish), 2794 nucleotides. Its product is annotated as endoplasmic reticulum metallopeptidase 1-like. Lineage: Eukaryota; Metazoa; Chordata; Actinopteri; Siluriformes; Clariidae. Bases 93 to 2741 code for a protein of 882 amino acids. The record is from RefSeq and is a predicted model, not a curated record. Gene Ontology annotation, molecular function: metalloexopeptidase activity. Gene Ontology annotation, biological process: proteolysis. The transcript has 15 exons.
AUGCCGGAAGUUUGACCUUCGGCGCGUUGAGUCCGAACCUACGCGGGAGAAGCGGAUCACAGACACGCCGGUGCUUAGGAGGAACUUUAAAAAUGGAAGCUGACACCGCCGUCCGGAGGCUCAAAUCCUCAUUAAAUAACGUGUCUCAUGAAAACAGCGGCACUGCGAAGCGCCGUGAAGGCAGCGGUUGUGAGGAAGAGAAGAAGAAUCACCAGGGCGCGUUCGUGUUAAGCGAGGGAGUCGCGUGCGCGCUCGUGCUUGUGUUCAUAUGCGCGCUCUGGCUCUCCGUGCACUGGUCUUUAAAGCAGCUCGUGAUAGGACAGUCCACCGGCGAGUUCAACGCCACCAGGGCAAGGAAGUACCUGGAGCGCAUCACCAGUGUGGGGCCUCGACCCGCAGGCAGUGCUGAGAAUGAAAUCAUGACUGUGAACUUCCUGUUGGAGCAGUUGGAGAGGGUGCGGAGCGAGAGCGUAGAUGGGCCCAACACCAUCACAGUGGAGACGCGCAAACACAGCGGCUCGUUUAGCAUCGACUUCCUGGGCGGAUUCACCAGCUGCUACGAUCAAAUCACUAACAUCGUGGUCCGUCUCGAACCCAGAGGUGGAGCUGAACACUUCGUACUGGCUAACUGCCAUUUUGACAGUGUGCCCAACAGUCCAGGAGCAAGCGAUGAUGCAGUAAGCUGUGCCGUGAUGCUGGAGGUGUUUCAGUCGAUAUCCAAUUUUUCUAUUCCUCUAAAUCACGGCGUAAUCUUUCUCUUUAACGGAGCCGAGGAGAACGUCCUUCAGGCGAGUCAUGGCUUUAUCACUCAGCAUGAGUGGGUGAAGCAGAUCAGAGCGUUUGUGAAUUUGGAGGCUGCUGGAGUUGGGGGAAAGGAGCUGGUAUUCCAGACAGGUCCAGAAAACCCGUGGUUGGUUCAAGCAUAUGUUCAUGCUGUAAAACACCCUUUUGCCUCCGUCGUCGGGCAGGAAGUUUUCCAAAGCGGCAUUAUUCCCUCAGACACCGACUUCCGCAUCUUCAGAGACUUUGGCAGCAUUCCUGGGAUUGACCUGGCCUUCAUUGAGAAUGGUUAUAUCUACCACACCAAGUACGACACUGCAGAUCGCAUCCUCACAGACUCCAUUCAGCGAGCAGGUGACAAUAUCCUGGCACUUCUGAAGCGUCUGGUCACCACGGAAACGCUGGCUGACCCCUCAGAAUAUCGCCAUGGUAGCAUGGUGUUUUUCGAUGUCCUGGGUGUAACUAUGGUGGCGUAUCCUGCACGAGUCGGUUCUAUCAUCAACUACAUGGUUGCCAUAGCAACUCUUAUCUACCUUGCUAAGAAAUGUCUACGCACUAGCAGUUUGGGUGGCCGGUACGUGUUGGAUCUAGUGUACGGCUCGUGUGUGUUCGUGCUCAGCUGGUUCGUGGCGCUGCUCACAGUCCUGAUUGUGGCGCUGAUAGUCACACUGAUGGGACGCUCCAUGUUCUGGUUCACUCACUUUCACACCUCCAUCCUCUUAUACGGAUCUGUUGCAGCUGGAAAGAUACUUCUGAUUCACACUCUCGCCAAAAACCUCUAUUACAGAAAUAUGCGGAGGUUGGAUCUGGGCGACCUGUUUUUCGACGUCAGUCUGCUAUUGUGGUGCUGUGCCCUUGUUUUUCUCACCCAGCGUGGUCUGUGCUCGGCGUACGUUCCCAUGAUCAUGGUGUUUUUCCCUCUCGCCACCAAGCUGCUGCUCUCCAGACACUAUGCACAAAAAGGUGUAUCAAAGUCAUACAUCCUCUUCUACCUGUUGGGGUUGUCUCUUCCCUACGUUCACCUGCUGUUCCUUAUCUGGAUCGUUUUUGAGAUUUUCACACCCAUUAUGGGGCGCAGCGGCACUGAAAUCCCACCCGACGUGGUGCUCGCGUCACUCAUCGCUAUGGCAACUGCCUUACUCUCCUCGUUUUUGAUUCAUUUCCUCUACCUGGCAAGCAGCACUAAGCGUGCGUUAGCUGUAUUAUGGACCAUUUUUGCUGUGAUGCUCGUCCUAGUUUCCUGCGGACUUUUCUUUCCGUUUUCAGGUGAUGCAGCGAGUCCACGACCCAAAAGAGUCAUUCUCCAGCACAUCACACGCACUUUUCACGCUUUGGAUGGCUCUUUGGAGAAAACCGAUUCCGGUUUUUGGAUCAACAGCUUCGAUUAUACGGGAAUGAGCCACAUCACCCCUCACAUUCCCGAGAUUAACGACACCAUCCGAAUGCGCUGCAGCGACGAGUUACCCUUCUGCGGUUUUCCCUUUUUCCUUCCCGUCAAAUUCCUCAUCAAGAAGAACUGGUAUCUCCCAGCUCCUGCAGUGUCCACUAAUAAUCCACUGGAGUUUAAACUGCUAUCCAAACACGUAUCAGAAUGGGGAGCGGUAAAGUUGAGCUUUGAAGCUAAAGGUCCGAGUCACAUGACCCUGUACAUCCUGCCACACGUGGGAGCUUCACUCACCGGCUGGUCGUUUGCAGACGGGACGCCACGGUACGAUCUGGACGGAGAAUACUUUAUAUUUUACUCUCACGGGGUGAAUACGGGACCGUGGAACUUCUGGAUCGAGGUUCAGCCAUCUUCAGAGCGUACGGAAGAGGACAGCAUGGUCUCCAUCGCCAUCUCAGCUCACUAUUUAUUCGGAGAUGAUCAGCACACUCCUGAACUCAAUGUGUUUAUGGGGAAAUUUCCAGAUUGGGCUUUUGCGACUUCAUGGGUCAGUACUUACCACAUGUACCAGUACUGAGAGCUGAGAAUCAAACUAAAGCAUGACUGCAGAGAGAGUCUCUGUGAAACAGA